This is a messenger RNA of Durusdinium trenchii, 2727 nucleotides long. The record is from the annotation of a GenBank genome assembly. NCBI's taxonomy places the organism in Eukaryota, Dinophyceae, Suessiales, Symbiodiniaceae.
AUGGCAGUGCAUUUGAACUCCGUGGACAUUGUCAAGGGCUGGACAAGGGCAACUUCAGUGGUGUGGAUCAUGCUGGCAGUGUCGGAGCUUGACCCCUCAGAGGAAUCCACCAAGGCUUUUGUGAAGCCUUUAGAAAAGGUCCUGGAUAGGGCCUGGUUGCUUCCAAUGCAUGUUGUGAUUGGCAUGAGCAAGGAUCAGCAGUCUUUCCGGAACAUGAGCCUCAGCUUUCGUGGAGCAGAAAGGCAAUCUCCAAGUGUUCUUCAAAUGGCUCUCCGCUUUUCAGUCAUCAUGGAGCGGCAGGCUACCACGAUGUCUGGCAAUACUGAGUCAAGGCUCAAGAAAGUCAUCAAGCAGUUCAACGAGAGCGACGGACUUCAUGUGAAGCACCAAGUCGACUCAGAGAAGGAGCGGACCAUUCUGAACCUAAUCGUUGGGACUUGCAAGGCAACACGGGACGUGAUGUCUCAACAUCUAGCCUUCGCCAAAUGGCGCGAGAGCGCGUUCAGCACUGAUCUCCUGAAAGGCUCGCGAUGGCUGCUAGGUGCCCGACCUAAAGGCCUUCCGGAGUCUUUGCAUGAAGCCCUGGUGGUCACGCCAGAGUCGCAGACCAUGUUGAUGCAGCUCCAUGUCAAGCGCUUUUUGCAGGCGACCAGGCGUGUUAAGCCUACUCAGCGUGGUAGGGCUCGCAUUUCUCCGGAAGAGUUUGACAAGUUGGUCGACUAUUCCUGCAUGUUCGCAUUUCUUCGGCAGAGCGCCAAGACAGCGACCUCUGACCCCAAGGUGGAUGAGAAGCUGUUGGAGGCUUUCAUGGCCAGGGACUACUUCCAGGACAUUGAAGCAGUGGUCACAAGCAAGAACCCUUCAUUUCAGUUGCGAUCAUUGAUUGUUUGGAGUGACUUGGUGGAGCCUCCGAUGUUGCCGGCGAGCUUGCAAGGAGAGGAAUCCGUGGACGUGCUUGCGGCCCAAGAGCAAGCCUCUGCUGCAAAAUUUGCGGAGAUCAAGGUCAAGCUCGCGGCAGAUUGCAAGGCAAUGAAUGCCUUCAAUUCCGAGAAGUCACAGGUUGCUGGGAAGCAACACGUGACCAAGGUGCUUCAUGAGAAAGCUCAGAAUGAGACUGGAUCCAAGGUGGUCAUGGAUUUCAUGCAGAAUCAUUGCUGGAUGGGGCUGGUGGCUGAUUGGAGUAUGCCGGCUGAAGUGGAUGUCAUGUUGCGUGCUACUGCGGCUCGCAAUCAGGUGGCGCUGGAAAAGGUCAACGUGAUUGGCUGGGUUGAUCUGACCAAAAUUGGUGUCGUCACCCAGAAGGACAUCAACAAGGUGGGACAGUGGUGUGAGAAGCUCAUUGCCAAGAACCCACUGUGCACCUGUGUGGUCAUGGCCCUUCCUCUCUUGGCAUCUGCCCUUGGAUGUGGAGCUUUGCGGACGGAUAUUCGGAAGCUGGAGGACAAACUCAACGAUUACAAGAUCGAGUUUCGCAGCUUUUGUUUGCCCAUGGACCUCUCUGGGUUGCAUCACAACCGAACGAUGCCAGGAGGGUUCUUCUACUAUUUGUGCGUCGCAGACAUGUGCCUCCCAUCCCAGGGAACGGCUCACAGGGCGAACAGAACCGCCGGAAAGGUGGAUCGCGACGACGUGAAUGUGUUCUGCUUCUCGAAGCUGUGGCAGAAUCAGGUGGUGUCAUCACCUGCCCGUGCAAUUGACGAAAGUCAAUUUGUCAUCCCGGGGCUGAGCAUUGUUGCAUCCAGCGCGGAAGGCAGUGGGGUAGAGAUGAAGGCAACAGUUGUUGUGAACUCCACCGCCUACGACGGAUGCCUCGAGAAGGUGUGUGUUGGCAAGGGGCUGCCAUGUGUGUCCCAAAGUGAGAAGCAAACCCACUUCACCAUGUCCUUGAAGCUCACCAAGUCCGCCCUUCUCGAUCAGUGGAAGAAGGGUAGUGGAGCGAUGGCUGACAGGCUGCCCCGCUAUAUUUCUGAGCCCAAUGCGGAAGUGAUGCCUUCUGAUCCGGCGGAGCCAACUUUGACAGUGUGUUCCAUGGUUGAUGGUACUUUGUGCUUGCCUCGCAACAUCCGCUCGGAGUUCCUGUCAGACCCCAUCAGGGGCCCAGAGUGGAGAAAGAUUCUUCAAGAAUUCGACAGGUGCUUCGGAACAUCAGCGCCCGUGCCUGCAGGGCCUUCUGUGACUGAGGCUGGUGGUGCGGGCAGUGGUGAGCCUGAGCCUGCUCCACAAAAUGCAACCCCUGGCUUUGAUUGGGAAACUGCUUUCGAUGAGCCAAGGGCUGCUGAGCAGUGGCAUACGAAGUACGACGGGCUCAUUCAGGGCAAGUUCUCAUGGUGCCCGGAACUGACUGCUUACAUCGUGGGGGAUGGGCAAUCUUCAGAAUCUGAUGCGCCUCCAAAGUUCAAGCUCUUCAUCGAAGCACACGAGGCAUAUACAUUGCCGGCUGACGAGGCCUUCUUGACGUAUGGAGCUGGGACAUGGCUUCUCGACAGCAAGGCGGAGAGCUUCUUGUCCGAGAACUCCGAGCAUGGGCACAAGGCCGUGGAGUGCAAAUUUCAAUCUGACUUGGUUCCAGUGGUGCUGGAGGAGGGUGGUCACGACGGUGACCUCAAGACAUUGCGAGGGGUGAUCCAGCAAUGUGAAGCAGCCGGGAUGGUUGACUUUGAGCUCGGGGGCCAUUCUUUUUUCCCGACCUGCAGCAGUGGUCCAAGGGAAGUCUGGAGAUCAGUUUGA